AUCAUGAAGUUUAUCACGGUCAUCGGCCUCCUGACUACGGCGAUCAGCUGCGUGCUCUCGCUGGCGGAGCCCCAGAGGUGCCGACCGAUGACGCCGCAGCGGGGCCAUCGCAUCGGCGAGUCGCGCCUGCCAGCACCUGCCUGGGGGCCCCAUGCGCACGAUCAACAACCACAGGGCCUGCCGGCAGCAGAGUUGGCCCAGCAGAGUACUUCAAAGGUCCCGCCGUUCUGGGCUCCGUAUCUCGAGCAGCGGGGCUACCCCUUCCGCCUGUGGGUCCAGGACGUUAUGCUGUGGUGCGCCGCGACGGAGCUGCAGCCCCCACAGCGUGGCCCAGCUAUUGUCCAGCGCUUGGGCGGCACAGCGAGGGACCUCUGUCGCGAGGUGCCGGUGGAGAACAUCGCGCUGGACAGGUUCGAUGGCCUUGGCAACCAGGUCGAGGACGGUGUGCAGAUGCUGAUCGCGGGACUCCGACGGCGCUUCGGCCCGCUUGAUGUUCAAACGUCGAUCAGCACGAUCGUGGAGCUACUCACCUUCCGCCGUCAGGAGCGGGAGAGCGUCGACGAUGCGGUCACCCGCUUCGAGGCGCUGCGCGCACGAGUGGGUCAACUCGAUGAUCAGUUCGUGCUCCCGACGCCAGUGCUCGCUUUGCUGUUCCUGGAAGCGAUGCAUGUGCCCAAGGCGGUGUACCCUCUCGUGCUGCAGAGCAACAACGGCCAGUUGCCAACGACGACGGACCAGCUGAACACGGUGAUUGGCAUGGUGCGGCAGCAGGGGCACUUCGCGGAGCACGCGCACGCAGGACCGCAGAGCCUGGCUGAAGGCUACCGCGGCAAGGGACACCACGGGCAGCAUUGGUUUACGGGCGAUGGCGCCAGCGGCACAGCAACAUGGAGUGACACGGCCGCAUACAUGUAUGGACAAAGUGCUGCUGGCGUGAGCAGCGCGGGAUCGGCCGCGCACGGCAACUCCUCUCAGCACUACGUUGUCCAGGACGAGGAGGGCUACGACUGCUGUGCCACCUGUGCGAGCUACCUGCGCGAGGACGAGCCGGGCGACGAGGACUCGAUGACCGACGACGACGACCUGGACACCUCCGAGUUCACGCCAGAGGAGCUCCAGGAGUACUACGGCGACGCCGAGGGCUGGGACUACGACACGCUACUGCGCGAGUACCUGUUUGCCAAGCGCAGGUUCCGUCACUUCGUCCACCGCGGCAGCCGUCGCGCACGUUUUCCCCGCAGCAACUGGUCCAUGCGCAUGAGCAGCGGGAAGGGCGGCAGCUUCGGACGAGGUGGCAAACGCUACAUGGCAGGUUCUCCGAGUGCCACCAACCCUCGGGGCAGAGACGGCGGCGUCAUGCGAUGCCACGAGUGCGGCUCGGAGACACACCUCGUGGCCUCCUGCCCCCAGCGCAAGGGCAAGGGCAAGGGCAAGCACUUCGCGGCCUGGAGCGCGCCUAGCGCCACGACGGGUCCACAGACACCCGGCUCCCAAGCCGUGGGUCCAGUGCUGGGCGCGUACUCGCCUUCCCCAGCGCAGCCAAGAACAGGAUCGAUGGCUGGAGUACUACACUACCUCACGGACGACAUCCAGACGCCCGGCGUGCAGAUCGGCGACCUCGACGAGGACGACGGCCGCGAGGCCUUGGACUGGGAGACCCUCAACGUGCUUGACGACAUCACGGAGCGCGACAUGCUGGCAGAGAUACAUGCGAGUGCAGAGGGCCGCGCCGACGCGAAGACUAGCCCCGAAUGGUUUCCGUGGUGGCGAGUGGACCAGCUCGAGAGCACCAACCAGGAGACCUAUCUGGUCCGCACCCGCAUGAAGAACAGGAGUGGCGAAGCCUUGCUGGUGGACCCCGGGGGCCCAGGCAACCUCGCUGGCGACGAGAGGGGCCAUCGGAUGGCCGAGAAGCAGCGACAGGCAGGACUCCCACCACCAGCUCGUACGCCCCUCGGCGAGACGCUCGAAGUUGGCGGCGUUGGCUCAGGAUCUCAGCAAGUGACUCAUUCUCAUCGUUAUCAACUGGCACUGGAAGGAGGUCAAGCUGCUACCUAUGAAGCACUGGUGCUCCCGAACAGUAGCGUGCCAGCGCUGCUCGGGCGGAAGUCCUUGCGGGGCCAACGCACCCUGCUGGACUGCUUCAACAACAGGCUGUACCGCAUCGGUCCAGGAGGGUAUUCGCUGCGGCUGAGCCCUGCAUCGGCACAGUACCACUUGGAGGAGAGCCAUGCUGGCCAUCUCAUGUUGCCCUGCGACCUGUACGACGAGCUGACGACGUCGAGCAGCGCCUUCGCCAACUCCGACGGCGUCCAGCAUGGCGAGCAAGAAGAGUACUGCCGCAACGUCAUCCAGCAGCGGGACCGCCGCGAGCUGUUCUGGGGCGCGCGGAACGACAAGCGAGCCAAGCGCUUCGAGUGCAGGAUCGCUCGAGCUCAACUUGAAGGACAUCGCCUAUGCGUCGUCGAGGCAGACGAGGGCAGCGUGGUGUGGGACAUGCCUGACAUUCUCGAGCUGCCAGACCACGGCAGGUGGCGCAUGGGGCGACUGCGAUGGUGCAACCUCGGAGUGCGCGACGCUCGAGGGUUUCCAGCAGCACAGGUGAGCGCGCUGGCCGCGAGCUUUCCCACCGAGCAGAGGGCGCUUUCCACCGACCAGCUUUCCCAAGGAGCGGACCCGGAUCGCAAGGUGAAGGAGAGACCGCAGGAGGUCGAACAGGUCUUCGACGACUGCGGGUCCGACUUCACGAAGCUCUACGUGGCGAACGAGUACGAGCUGGACGAGGUCUGCUACGGCACCGAGCUCAGGGAAGAUCAGUACGUCGACGAGCAGCCGUGCGUGAUGAUGUUCGAGUUCUUUGGCAUGACCGGCUCGGAGGCAUAUCUGAGCCUGAAGGACGAGCAGCGUCACUUCUUCCACUCGACGAAUGAUAUGGUAAAGUAUAUGAACCACUACUACGGCCACCUGCAGCGCGACGAUGUCGCGGAGCUCCGCGGUGGAGCAUCGGGAGCAACACGGCUACUUGUGCGACGAGGCUACCGAGGUGGCCCCAAUUUCGACCUCAUCUGCAACUGGGCAUACUUGCAUGACAACAAGCCCCUCGUGCUGCUGAUCAGCACGCCAUGCACUAGCCUGAAGGGGUUCUCGGCACUCAACAAGGUCAUCAAUCACGGCGGCUGGCUGCGCAGUCGCAGGAUAUCAGUGGCACUGGCCCGCCUGGCCGCUGCAGCAGCAUGUGCGCAGAUGGACGCCGGGCGCCACUUGGUGUCGGAGCAGCCCCUGGGCAGCGACUCUACGAGCUCGAUGACUGGAGGACUACCGAUCAAGAAGUCCUCCGAGUUCUGGGCUUCGAACGAGUGCUUGAUCGGCGGCCUCAGGAAGUUCCGUUGCGACGGCCAGCAUGAGCGCGCUCUGCUGGCACAUGGUGGUCGAGGCGCCUGCCCGGAGCAUGACAAGUGGCGCCUGGAGAAUCCCAAAGGUCAUGCAGAGUGGGCCAUCGGCAUUUGCAGGGAGCUGGCUACGAGCACUUCCCGCAUGAUAGAGCACGUGAGGUCUCAGGGACAUCACCUUGUCGUGUUUGAGUGCUACCCCGCGACUGCGGUGCAGCGUCAAGCGCAGCUCGAGCUGACGCGCCCGACGCCGAGCCAGAACCACCACCACCUCCACCCGUUCAGGCAGAACGGCGAGCUCGAAGAGCGGGACCCGAUGAUCCACUUCCACCUGCUCUGGCAGCACGGCAAGCUCGAAGAGCUCGAUCGGAUGGUCCACGACCUCGAUCGAGACUGGCAGCAGCACUGGACGGAGCAGAGCCAGCUGAGUCGUCAGGUGGCGCCGCAGGAUCUGCUGACGCCGUCGGUGCAGAACCAGGCGCGGCGCAACCUUCAGCAGCUCCAGCUGAACGACCUCAAGGUGUCGAUGCGGGGACUCAGGCUCGAGCUAGUGACGAGCCCGGCUGGGCCGCGUUCGACCUUGGACACGCGUUGCGGCUGCUGCACAGCCCCCAUCAGGAAGUUGUUCGGCGCCAGCUCCGACGACUCCAUGUUCGAUUCUGGCACGCUCCAGCCGCUCAUGGUCCAGUGGGACAUUCUGUACAUCGGCGACCAGAUGGUGGCCCACAUGAUCGACGAAGCGACGCGCUGGACAGUGCUGAACAUUCUAGAUCGCAAGACGGCGAUCACGAUCAUUGCCGGGGUCACCAACGGCUGGAUACGCCCUCAUGGCCCCAUGAAGCUGCUGAUUGCCGAUAUCGAGGGCGGCCUCCACGGAGAGGAGGCGUACCAGUGGCUGGACCGCUGGGGCAUCGAGAUGAAGGCUAAGGAAGAGGGCUCGCACGCGCAGUUGGUGGAGCGCCAUCACGACCUAGCACGCAAGAUCAUACACCGAGUGCGGAGCCAGCUUGAGCAGGAAGGCAUCGCGAUGCCGUUGGAGAUCGUGAUCGCGGAGUGCGCACUCAUCAAGAACCUCCUCAGCACCGUGGCGGGCUUCAGUCCUUACCAGGCGGUGUAUGGACGACUUCCUGCACUGCUGGCGGAGUUCGAGCCGGUGGGCGACUGUCAGAUUGAUGAUCAGUCUGCGGGCAUCCCGGGCAUCUCACGACACCAUCGUGGACUACGUGAGGUGGCGAUGCAGGCCAUGGUAGAGAUGACCGCGAAGGAUCGGCUGAGGCGCGCACUACGAUCCAAGAAACGGGCUCCUCACGAGACACUACAACUCGCGGUCGGAGAUCAGGUUGACUUUCAUCGACCACAGAGCACGAAGGAUGAGUUGGGCUGGCGUGGACCAGCCACCCUGCUGCAGGUUGGACCGCCAGUGCUCGUUCGAUGGCAAUGCCGAGUCUUUCAAGUCCGACCACAAGACCUCCGACGCAGCCUUGUGUAUUUUGUGAUGUUCACGAACAACAUCUUCUUCGAAGCGGGGUCGCGCGACCCGGUGGCCACCAUCAUGAGCUACGCAGACCAACUGGACAGCAGGGGCGUGCGUGUGGGUGGGCUCUUCGACGCCGGGUGGAAGCGGACCGCGGACAGCCAGAAGCUUAGCGAGCUGGUUCUGGCGGUGUUGCAUGUAGCCGCCAGCGGCUUCUACCUUGUGGGCUGCAUCGGCGCGAGAGUGGGCAAUGGCGUAUCCGUACUUGAAGGGGUGGUCGGCUGUGACCACAGUUUCUUGUGGUGGUGGCCGCGUGGCCGCCCAGAGCUAACCUGGUACCACGAGGCGUCGGGUUCCGCGAGAUUGAAGCUGGCGCAGAUCAUUGGCAAGGAUCAUUGGCGAGACGUGAGUUUCGUGCAGUUCAUCCUGACCGACGACGAAUCAGAAGACCACGACGCGAAUGACGACGACGAUUCGGACAGCGACGCCACUCAGGAGUACGAGUUCGCCAGUUGGCAGUAUAUGAAGGAGCAGGCCGCAUUGCCUGCGGUCGACACCGAGUGCGCUCAGAACGACUUCUUCUUCGCAGCCCCGGACGCAGAUCACGUGAUGGAGGCCAUGGAGGAGGUCUCCGCGAAUUCCCGACCCGACUGCGUCGAGAUCGGCAUGGGCGCUCCGUUGAUGUACUGGGUACGCCCUGAGGCAGAACACGUUCGACGUCCGGGAGCUGGCGAGCUCUAUGUUCUUCGCAUCUACAACACGGGCCAGCGCGAGAUCGUUGUCGAGCGUGAGAUGAAUGUGUUCACGCUGGAGGAAGCUCGAGCUCAUGAGGUUGAAGUACGACAGGCGAUGAAGGAUGAGCUCCAGCGCUGGGCGGGAUUGCAAGCAUUCCAGCGAUUCCCGAAGGAUCAGGCGAACAACGUCAUCGACUCGCGCUGGGUGCUUAAGAGGAAGGAGAUUGAUGGCAAGAAGCAGGUGCGUGCGAGACCCGCAGUGAGGGGCUUCAAGGACAUGCAGUCCCCAGAGCUGUCCACGUUUGCAGGAACGACGGUUGCCGCCAUGGGCGGGGGAGUGAAGCGAAAAAUGCAGUUCACCAUGCCGCCUGGAUCGAUCACGGUGCUACGACAACUUGAGGGAUACGAGGACUUCAACCCUGUGGCAGAGGUGCUCAUCAGCGACCCGCAGCCCUACGUGUACCACAACGAGAAGGGCGAGCUGCAGAUGAUCAUGUCCUCGCACGUUGACGACUUGAAGGGCGGCCGCGAGGACUACUUGAGGGAGAAGGUGCUGAGCAUGAUAGAAGCGGAGUUCGGGAAGCUGAGGCGCCAUUAUGACAACUUCGAGUGCAUUGGCAUCAUGCGCGAGCAUAACCCCACAACGAAGGCCAUCUGGACGCACCAGCAGCACUACGUGCAGCAGCUACGCCCACUGCAAGAAGAUCAGUAUGUAAUGGAGAACGAAGAUGGCCAGGUGAACACCGAGAGUCAUGCUGCAUAUAUGUCGCUUCUCGGUGGGAUUGCUUGGAUGACGCUGACAAUGCCACCGAUUGCAGUGUAUGUGAGUUACCUUCAGCGCCAAGCCAAGAAGCCGACCGUGGGUGACAUCAGGAAAAUCAAUCGGCUGCUGAAGUGGAUCAUGACGCAUGUGAAGCAGCUCGGAGUUCGGUUUGUCGCGCUGAGUCCAGACCGAGUUCGACUAGCGGUUGUCAGCGACUCAGCCUUCCACGCCAUGGAGUUCGAGGGGCUGGCGACCCGAGGCUGCGUGAUCAUGCUACUAGAAGCCAGCGAAGAAGUGGUACAGACGGGAUCUACGUACAAAAUCGUGAUGCUAGAUUGGUGCAGUCGCAAGCAGAACAAUGUGGUCAGGUCUACGUAUGCGGCUGAGCUGAUAGCGUUGCUAGAUGCUCUGGGCACUGGGACACUCCUCAACGUUGCACUGACCGAGAUCAACGAAGGAGUAUGGUCUGCCAACCAGAUGCGGAUGCGGCAGGAGAACGGCAACCUGAUGAUGCAGAUGAUGGCGGCCAUCGACGCAAAAGCCGUGUUCGACGCCGUCGCCGCAGAUGUUAUCAUGAUCGCGACGGACAAGCGGAUGUUCGUGCCGACGUUAACGGUGCGAGAGCAGCUGGACGGGCUCCAGCUAGCGCAGCUCUGCUGGAUCGACACGGUCGACAUGCUGGCAGAUGCGCUCACCAAGGGUGAGAUCGACAGGGAGCCGCUCGUGAAGCUGGGUUUCCAGAACGAGUGGCGUCUGAGCGGGCUGCAGCCUGUGGCGUUCGCCGUGCGCAGUGUGCUCUGA
Messenger RNA from Prorocentrum cordatum, 7161 nucleotides. Lineage: Eukaryota; Dinophyceae; Prorocentrales; Prorocentraceae. The record is from the annotation of a GenBank genome assembly.